AUGCCUGGUUCGUCUCUCCGAGAUCCUUCGCCGUCCUCGUCUUCCUCCGGGAAGAAAGGGGUUAAGAAACGGAAACAAAAGCUUACCAAGGCUUCUGAUGAUUCAGGCUCAAAGAAGAAGGAUAAGAAUGCUAAAGAUACCGGAGGCGUCUUUGCGGCGGUGACCAAACAUGGGGCCAAAUUCUCGGAUGGCAGCCCUAUCAAAGACCCGGCUCCUGUACCAGAAUCUCCCCCAAGCCCAGAGCAGACUCCCGAGAUGAAGCCUUCAUCUCCGUCGACGAUCCCGAACCAUGGGAAUCCAAACGCUGGAGUGUCUCCGCUUUUGGAUGGUGUGACGGGGACAUCGAUCGCUACCAGCACUGCACCCAGCAUGAGUGAUUGGACAAAGAAUCACGGAGCGCUUGCUGGUUCACCUAAUCUCAUCAGUUUGAUGGGUGAAUCACCACCCACUCAGCCAUCCUCAUACGAGGACCAAAAAGCACAUCCUGCAUGGGCAGCACAGCAAAGAAACCCGGUUAACAACUAUGCGAUUUCGGUUUCACCGCCCACAGGAACAAGGCGCCCGUUGAGUUUCCAAAUGGAUCAUCAUUUCCCAGGUCACGACCUUCGUUCACAAGCGUCUUCGCCUCCAGGCAUCCGACGUAGCUCGAUGCAUUCUCCCUUCCCCCAACCUCGGGUCAACCCACCUUUGCCUCACCAAGCUCAAGCUCAUUUCUAUGGUACGCCCGAGGUUGACUUAGAUCUUGGCCCCAAAGACGGUCUCAAAGCCGGCGAGCGUGGUUACUACUUCGGGUUUGACACAUGGCCAACCUUGCACACUACUCAUAGUGCGAGCAGCAACAAUGUUGUUUUGGCAGGAUAUGAAGGAGGCUUGGAUGUUUAUUCAGUGUCGAAACGAGGCUUGGAAAACCUGACAAGCUUGAAAGGGCUGCGUGGAGGUGUCUACAACGCAAAAAUCCUGCCUUGGAACAGUUCCUCCGGGUCUGCUGAAGUAUAUCCUUUGGUGGCUGUGGUCAUCCAUGGACCAGUCUUGCCGACACAGACUCCUGACAUAGUCGAAACUCGAUACGACGCCAUGGGCAGCCCGAAACUGGACGGGGUCAAUACUCCCCAAUCAGAAAGCAGUCAACGCCCUAUCGGUACAGCGAAGACGACGUCCACAAUUGAUGCGUAUCAAACCACAGUUGAGAUUUAUUCACUGAGGACGAACAGCACAGUUUGCACUCUUCUACAGGCGCCCAGAAUUCCGAUCAAAUCUUCUAUCCAGAACCCGGUCUUCCGAAGCCCGCCCCCGACUGGCGCAUUGCAAGUUCGAGCUGACAAUGGAAGCGUUGUUGUUUCUUCCGGUACUACUGGAGAGUGUUGGGUUUUCCGGCAAUUCAAGAAUACCGACAAGGUAGAAGUUGAGUUUAGAUGUGUGGGUAAGCUGUGGACGAGUCUGCAACAAGCUUUGAAGGCAACAGGUGAUGCGACGCCCGAGGAAGGAAGAAGCAGCAGCCCCAUUCCACCGCGACAAAACCCACAGAUGCCUGUUGUUGCAAUCCGUGGAAGAUGGAUUGCAUACUGCCCUCCUGCACCAUCGUCGCAGAUAGCACUCAAUGCGUCGAUUGGUGUGACUAUAGAUGGCAGAGCACCUGGCUUGAACACACUUACGUCCCCGGUUCUGCCCGGCGAGAGCUCUGACGUGGAUCAGCCUGAUUCGAACGGGGUGAUGAACAAGAUUAUGAGAGAAACCACUCAAGAGGUCAUCCAAGGAGCGCGCUGGGUAGGCAAGCAGAGUCUGCAGCUGUGGAACAAUUAUUGGAAGCAGCCAAGUCCUCAGUCGCAAGGUCGACCGCAGUCCGUGGGCUCACCACCAUGGAGUGCCCCGUUUUCGGGCAGAGCGGAAACGGCGCAAUUUCCCCCGACAUACGGUGUCUCUGGUCACGCAGUCACAAAGGAUCCGGGUUUGGUUUCCAUCCUGGAUCUGGAAAGCUUGAACAAUUCAUCCUCUAUUCAUCACGUCACUACGUUCAAGGUACCGCUCGGCUGUAGCUUUUUGUCAUUCUCGCCUACGGGUCUAUCGUUGUUCACUGCCAGUACGAAAGGCGACGUACAAACUGUCUGGGAUCUGAUGCGAAUCCAGCACAGUAAAUCGUCAGCCCUGCAAAACUCUCCUGCAUCAGGGAAUGGACAUUUGACUCGAGUCAGGCAGAUCGCUCAAUUCUCACGUAUGACGGUAGCUCGGAUCGUCGACGUUGCCUGGUCAAAGCCGAAUGGAGAACGCGUUGCAAUGGUAACCGAAAGAGGUACUGUUCACCUUCUAGACAUGCCGCCGAGCGCCUAUGCUUGGCCGCCUCCCCGUCGCCGUGCGAAAGCUGAGGAGCCCAGCUCAGCAGCCACGGAGAACCCGUCAUCUGCUGUUUCUAUGGCAUCCAACGUUUUGACUUCGGCUUAUGGCGCAGCACGACCACUAAUCAAUCACCGUCGCAGAAGUAGCUCUAAUGCGAACGCAACAUCUUCCUUGAUGGAUCACGCCAGCUAUGGUGGCAAGGUGCUCGCUGCAGGCAUCAGCCAUUCGCUAGGGAACACGGCCACCGCGAUCAAUCAAAUGCGCCAGAACGCUGAGAAUCGUGUUAGUCUUCCGAUGAGCAGUCAAAUUCCUGGUCUCGCGUGUGUUACUUGGAUCACAGGCCGGAGAUAUCCCACACUUUUCGUAGCUGGGGACGGACUGGUCAGACAAUUCCCUAGCAAGACACGCAAGACAACAACCACAGGCAAACCCCGCGUUACACGCGGGACAAGAUACAAGGACUUCAAGGUGAAAUACUUGCCUAAUGAUGUGCUUGCACCUAUCGUGAAGCGCCUCAUCGAGCCAGAGGAGGACUUGGAAUUGACAAAUCCCGAAUUUGACGGCGGAAACACGCUCGUGUUGAAUCCGCGGCCGUCACCCGGUAAAUUGGAUCUGAGUCCGGAGGCGGCUAUCCCUCACGCCGAGAUAGAAACAAGUGCGCCUUACCAACCAUUCCACACGGAUCGACGCGUUGCGCUUUUUGAGUAUAGCGUUGAAGCGGGACAAACGUCGCUGGCCGCUGUUACACAGCUUUUGGAUGAGACCACGCUUGAGGAAUAUUCGGCGACUCCGCGCAAAUCAAAGAAGAAGCAGCAACAGGGCAAGUCAGCUGUGAAGUCUGCAGCGUGGGCUUUUGGUCAGGCGAUGACUGCCGUGAGGAUCGACGUUGGUAUCCCUGUCGCGAUGGAAGACGAUUUGAGCAGCAGCAGUCUAGACGAGCAUCGUGCCUUGCCGGCCUCAGCCAUUGAAAGGGUUAUGCAGAGGGGCGAUAACGAUGCGCAGAUUGUGAUCACCACUCGGCGCCGUAGGGGUGGCAACCGUACUGCUGAUGGGGACGAGGACGGAUUCUUCGAGGAUGACUGUGAAGUCCUCGACUUUGCUGACCAGAGAGUCUAG
This is a messenger RNA of Truncatella angustata, 3447 nucleotides long. RefSeq lists its product as uncharacterized. The transcript has 2 exons. Gene Ontology annotation, biological process: response to starvation; autophagy. NCBI's taxonomy places the organism in Eukaryota, Fungi, Ascomycota, Sordariomycetes, Amphisphaeriales, Sporocadaceae. Gene Ontology annotation, molecular function: protein binding. The record is from RefSeq and is a predicted model, not a curated record. The coding region runs from base 1 to 3447 and encodes 1148 amino acids. Gene Ontology annotation, cellular component: cytoplasm.